Messenger RNA from Scleropages formosus (Asian bonytongue), 3939 nucleotides. RefSeq names its product protocadherin-9-like. Gene Ontology annotation, molecular function: calcium ion binding. NCBI's taxonomy places the organism in Eukaryota, Metazoa, Chordata, Actinopteri, Osteoglossiformes, Osteoglossidae. The record is from RefSeq and is a predicted model, not a curated record. The coding region runs from base 235 to 3939 and encodes 1234 amino acids. The transcript has 5 exons. Gene Ontology annotation, biological process: homophilic cell-cell adhesion. Gene Ontology annotation, cellular component: plasma membrane.
UGCUAUUUUGUGGACUGAGGAGCCCUAGGAAUUAUGUUGCUCGGCAAUUUUCGGGAUCCGACAGCUUUCUCGGAUCUCGAAUAGUCCCUUUCGGAGCAGAACCGGGAUUGUGUUGGCAGUCACUGGCAUGCAAAUUCGGGGUUCCGUGAAUCCUGGGUUUUAGCACAGUUGUGCAUGAAGAAGAAGAAGAAAAAGGGGUCAGAAUAAGAAGUGGAAAACCAUAAAGCAGUUGCUAUGGACCCUAAGGAUUUUUACCUGUUGGCCACUCUGGUCACCUGCUUUUGGUUAGAUCCAGCUAUAGCCCAGGAGCUCAUCUACCCUAUUAGAGAGGAGUUGCAAGAAAAUACUCUCAUUGGAAACAUACCAAAGGAUCUGAACAUUUCUCAUACAAACUCUGCCACUGGAGCCAGUGCUAAUCUGGUUUACAGGCUGGUUUCUAAAGCUGGGGAUAACCCCUUAGUGAGAGUUUUAAGCAGUACUGGGGAGAUCUUUACAACUUCUAACCGCAUCGAUAGGGAGAAACUGUGCCCUGGCCCUUCCUAUGAGGAUAGCGAAUGUUCCUUUGAGAUCGAGGUAGUCGUCCUUCCGAAUGAUUAUUUCAGGCUGAUUAAAAUUAAAAUAAUAGUCAAGGACACAAAUGACAACGCCCCCAUGUUCCCAUCCCCAGUUAUAAACAUUUCCAUCCCAGAGAACACGCUGAUUAACAGCCGCUUCGCCAUUCCCUCUGCCACUGAUCCAGACAUGGGUUUUAACAGUGUGCAGCACUAUGAGCUUGUGAACGGGCAGAAUGCCUUCGGCUUGGACAUUGUGGAAACACCCGAAGGGGAGAAGUGGCCCCAGCUGAUUGUGGAGCAGAACUUGGACAGGGAGCAGAAGGACACUUAUGUGAUGAAAAUAAAGGUAGAGGACGGUGGCAGCCCUCAAAAGUCCAGUACGGCCAUUCUCCAGGUAACCGUGACAGAUGUGAACGACAACCAGCCCAUUUUUAAGGAGAGUCAGAUAGAGGUCCAUAUCCCAGAGAAUUCCCCAGUGGGCACCUCCGUGGUACAGCUGCAAGCCACGGAUGCAGACAUUGGGCCCAAUGCUGACAUCAGAUAUGUUUAUGGCUCCCAGGUUUCCUUAGCCACUAAAACACUUUUUUCACUGAACUCCACCACAGGCCUUAUAACAGUGCAGCGGCCUUUAGACAGAGAGGAAAGUGCCAUCCACAAGAUGGUAGUGCUGGCGAGUGAUGGCAGUUCAACCCCAGCUAGAGCUAACAUUGUCAUUAAUGUGACAGAUGUUAAUGAUAAUCCUCCAAACAUAGAUCUGAGGUACAUCAUCAGUCCAAUUAAUGGCACGGUUUUCCUUUCUGAGAAAGACCCUGUUAAUACCAAGAUCGCUCUGAUUACAGUGUCAGACAGAGACACAGAUGUCAACGGAAAAGUAAUUUGCUUUAUUGAAAAGGACGUACCCUUUCACCUUAAAGCAGUUUAUGACAACCAGUAUUUGUUAGAGACCUCCUCACUACUUGAUUAUGAAGGCACCAAAGAGUAUAACUUUAAAAUCGUAGCAUCCGACUCUGGUAAGCCAAGCUUGAAUCAGACAGCUUUAGUGCGAGUGAGGCUGGAGGAUGAGAACGAUAACCCUCCCAUCUUUAAUCAGCCUGUAAUUGAAUUGGCUGUCAUGGAAAACAAUAAAAGGGGCAUGUUCCUCACCACCAUCAGUGCUGUGGAUGAGGACAGUGGAAAGAACGCAGAAAUUGUUUACCAGCUUGGACCUAAUGCAUCCUUCUUCGACCUGGAUCGUAAAACUGGGAUUCUCACAGCUUCUCGAGUGUUCAACCGAGAGGACCAGGAGCGUUACCUCUUCACAGUGACGGCAAGGGACAACGGGACACCUCCGCUUCAAAGCCAGGCUGCCGUUAUAGUCACCAUACAGGAUGAGAAUGACAACAGUCCUAAGUUCACGCACAACCACUUUCAGUUUUUUGUGUCUGAGAACCUACCUAAGUACAGCACGGUUGGAGUGAUCACUGUGACCGACGCCGAUGCCGGAGAGAAUGCCGUCGUGACACUCUCCAUACUGAAUGACUAUGAAAAUUUCAUCUUAGAUCCCUAUUCUGGAGUUAUAAAGUCCAACGUGUCCUUCGACAGAGAGCAGCAGAGCUCCUACACCUUUGACGUCCGGGCAGUUGACAGUGGGCAGCCGCCUUGCUCAUCAUCAGCCAAGGUGACUAUAAAUGUUAUCGAUGUCAACGACAACACUCCCAUUGUUAUUUAUCCUCCGUCAAAUACUUCAUUCAAGUUGGUACCCCUCUCUUCCAUUCCUGGAUCGGUGGUGGCUGAGGUCUUUGCCGUGGAUGGAGACACGGGAAUGAAUGCCGAGCUGAAAUACACUAUUGUGAGUGGCAAUAACAAUGGCUUGUUCAGGAUUGACCCCGUGACGGGCAACAUUACCCUUGAGGAGAAGCCGUCUGUCGCUGACAUUGGCCUCCAUCGCCUGGUGGUCAACAUAAGCGAUCUGGGUUACCCAAAGUCUCUAUAUACCCUGGUCUUGGUGUUCCUGUAUGUGAAUGACACCGUGGGCAAUGCCACUUACAUUUAUGACCUAAUUCGCAGAACCAUGGAGACUCCCUUGGAUAAAAACAUCGGUGACAGCGGCGAGACUUAUCCGAGUGGAGACUACUUGACAAUUAUGAUUGCUAUUGUGGCAGGGGCCAUGGUGGUAAUAGUGGUGAUAUUCGUCACCAUCCUGCUACGUUGUCGCCAUGUUUCGAGGUUUAAGGCGGCUCAGAGGAAAAAGCAGGGUGCCGAGUGGAUGUCCCCCAAUCAGGAGAAUAAGCAGAAUAAAAAAAAGAAGCGGAAGAAAAGGAAAUCGCCGAAAAACUCCUUGCUGAACUUUGUCACCAUUGAAGAGACCAAACCUGAUGACCCUAUGCACAAACCCAUUAACGGCACUAUAAGUCUUCCAGCGGAGCUGGAGGAGCAGGGCAUAGGGCGCUUUGACUGGAGCUCCGCGCCCACCAGCACCUUUAAACCCAGCAGCCCCGACCUGGCCAGGCACUACAAGUCGGCCUCUCCGCAGUCCGCUUUCCACCUGAAGGCUGACACCCCAGUGUCUGUGAAGAAGCAUCAUGUGGUUCAGGAGCUCCCCUUGGACAACACCUUCGUCGGGGGCUGCGACACCCUCUCGAAGCGGUCCUCCACCAGCUCAGACCACUUCAGUGCCUCUGAAUGCAGCUCCCAGGGUGGCUUCAAGACAAAGGGGUCCUUGCACACCAGACAGGGAACUUUAACUCGAGCCAGGACUGAACUGAAUCCUGAAUAUCUGGACCUCCGAUCCCGGACUGAACUGAACCCUGAAUAUUGGACUCCUUGCACACCUUUAUCGCAGCGACGCGUAACGUUCCACCUGCCUGACGGCUCCCAGGAAAGCUGCAGUGACAGUGGUCUAGGGGACCAUGAGCCCGUGGGCAGUGGAACUCUCCUCUCACACCCUCUUCCUCUGGUUCAGCCGCAGGAGGACUUCUACGAACAGGCCUCUCCUGACAAACGGACUGAAGCGGAUGGCAACUCCGACCCCAACUCUGAUGGCCCUCUCGGACCAAGAGGACUGGUAGAAGCCACGGAGAUGUGCACCCAGGAGUGCUUGGUGCUGGGCCACUCAGACAACUGCUGGAUGCCCCCAAGCCUUGGGACGUACCAACAACCCAAGUCCCCCAUUUCUGCCUUUGCCAACCAAAAGGACUGGGCCAAAGACAAACUGCUGAACGGGCACACUCUGACGCGGACCUGGAAGAGUGAGGGCAGCCGGGACCAGUUUGAGGAUCGGAAGCAAUUUGGCAGCGCCGAAGGACAUUUCACCCAGGCUGGUCACAUGACAGACAUUCCACUGGCUAGCUUGAAAUCCUACAAACAAGCUAUGGGGCCUGACAGUCCGAAGGAGCACCAGUUAUAA